This is a messenger RNA of Orussus abietinus, 953 nucleotides long. RefSeq names its product protein SYS1 homolog (gene Sys1). The coding region runs from base 248 to 730 and encodes 160 amino acids. Gene Ontology annotation, cellular component: Golgi membrane; trans-Golgi network. NCBI's taxonomy places the organism in Eukaryota, Metazoa, Arthropoda, Insecta, Hymenoptera, Orussidae. The transcript has 2 exons. Gene Ontology annotation, biological process: Golgi to plasma membrane protein transport; protein localization to Golgi apparatus; Golgi to endosome transport. The record is from RefSeq and is a predicted model, not a curated record.
AUGGAGACGUGACCACUCUCUAGUUGUAUUAAAAUUAACCUCAAAAAUAAGCUCUGUCAGUAGUACAUGCAACUCGACAUAAGUCGCGCAACAGCUCGUUCUUUUCAUUUUCUUUCCUCAUGAUCGCGAAGACGUGCGAUUCGAGUAAGGACGAUGAGAUACAAAAAAUCAUCGAGCUGAUCGUUGUUACCGAUCGAUUGCUACCGCUACCGAUAGUUUUGAGUUAUUGACAACAAAAAAAAAAAACAUGAACGGCACCUCCGGACAGUUUCGAAAAACAACAUGGGAUCCAUUCCUCAUAAUCAGUCAGAUAAUUGCUGUACAAGCUGUAAUGUAUUUUUGUCUUGGAAUCUGGAUCUGGAUAAUAGCCUCGAUUCUGGGCUCAACAAAAUCUUUGGACUAUGCCUUUCAGUACAAAGAGAUUCAUGUUCGUGACUUUGGUGGAAAAAUGGUCAUUACAUUUUUCAUGUUGAACGCUCUAAUGGGUGCUCUUGCGUUGUGGUGGCUUGUACAGAGGACGAAGCAAUGUAUGGACUUUGCAUGCACUGCACACCUGAUACAUCUUCUGUGUUGUUGGUCCUAUAAUGGCAGCUUUCCCACGACGUUUAGUUGGUGGUGUCUGAAUUUAGUGUCCUUAAGUAUAAUGUGUGUAUGCGGAGAAUUCUUAUGUAUGAGAACUGAACUUCAAGCCAUACCGCUAGGCAUGAAUAGUCAGAAGACGGCCUUGUAAGCAGUGCUAACUCGUCAAAGUUCUGUUUAUUUAAUUCAUGUAGCGUGCAGAUAAACAAAUACUAAUCUUUCCAUGAUAUAGAGCACGUAAAGUACAAUGGAUCGAUCUUUUGAUGUGGUAUAUGUAAAUAUGUGUUGUAACAAGCCUAGUUUUGCAACAUAAAAGAAUCAACGUGGACCCAGUUUUUCCACUCUGAUAUUAUAUUACAUACGUUUAUUUAACA